Aphanomyces astaci is the source of this 745-nucleotide messenger RNA. RefSeq lists its product as hypothetical. The coding region runs from base 53 to 694 and encodes 213 amino acids. Gene Ontology annotation, biological process: potassium ion import across plasma membrane; intracellular potassium ion homeostasis; intracellular sodium ion homeostasis. NCBI's taxonomy places the organism in Eukaryota, Oomycota, Saprolegniomycetes, Saprolegniales, Verrucalvaceae. Gene Ontology annotation, molecular function: P-type sodium:potassium-exchanging transporter activity. The transcript is spliced from 4 exons. The record is from RefSeq and is a predicted model, not a curated record.
UUCAUCGUCAACGACGACGACGCUGGCUAUCCGAUUUGAUCAAGGGGACAACAUGGAAGCACUCGUGGGCCAAGUUCACCUUCCUGCGGAGAUCCAAAGCAUGACGGAGAGAGACUUUCUUGCCAAAACCAAUGUCGAACUCGCGUUUGGACUGACGCGCGACGAAGCCAUUGCACGACGACUGCUGCAUGGCGUCAACAGAGUGACUCCUCCCGUCAAUUGCCCGUCAUGGGUGUGCUGCCUGCUUCCGUGCAUCAUGCGCACGGAAGGCAUGCGACUGUACACAAACCACUCGCCCAAAGAAGUCAACGUCAUGCGAAGUGGGAAGAAGCUAUGCAUGGACGCUGCGAGCUUAGUCUUUGGCGACGUCGUCAUCUUCAAAGCGGGGGACACGGUGGCCGCGGACUGCCGCCUCCUGGAAUGCUCGGAAGAUUUUACGGUGGAUUUAAGCGCACUGGCGAACGAAAAGCUCCCCCGGGUGUGCUCCGUGGAGUGCACGGACAAGGAGAACGGCGUGCUCAGUCGGAACAUGGUGUUCAUGGCGUCGGCGGUGGUCAAGGGCGACGCGAUUGGGGUCGUGGUGGCUACGGGGGACAACACCGUGUGGGGCCAGCUCAUCUCCAACCAUAAGUGGCCCCACGUCACAGACGUCUCGAACGCAGAAAGCGAACGUUUCAUUGGCAAUAAAGCGUAGGCACCACGCGCUUAAUAAACGUCCAAAACACACAUACACGCCAGUCCAAUA